Physcomitrium patens is the source of this 5436-nucleotide messenger RNA. Its product is annotated as subtilisin-like protease SBT6.1. The record is from RefSeq and is a predicted model, not a curated record. Gene Ontology annotation, biological process: proteolysis. Gene Ontology annotation, molecular function: serine-type endopeptidase activity. Gene Ontology annotation, cellular component: Golgi apparatus. NCBI's taxonomy places the organism in Eukaryota, Viridiplantae, Streptophyta, Bryopsida, Funariales, Funariaceae.
AAUGGCGUUGGUGCAGAAAGCACACUGACACACAUACUCACACACAGAGAGAGCGAGAGAGGGAGAGAGAGAGAGAGAGGGAGAGAGAGAGAGAGAGGGAGAGAGAGAGAGAGAGGGAGAGAGAGAGAGAGAGGGAGAGUGAGAUCGAGAGUUGCGAUGCAAAGUUACGAAUAGCAAUGUUGAUACUGCCCUCGUUCGUCGCACGCCCGCCUUCGCGUCGUGCGAUGUAACGUCACUCGCGGCACCAAUUACCACUUGCGGCAACAAUUAAUACAAUCUCCCCAUCCCCCUUGCACCUCUCUCCACCGCGGUGUGUGUGUGCCACUAGCGCCCUCCUGUGUCGGGGUUGAGUCACCAUUAGCCGCUCUUGCACUCCGCCAGAGGUGGUGGAUACGAAAGUGCCCGUGGUUCAGAAAAGGUUUCUUGUGUGUGUUUUUUUAGAGGCGGGGGAUAGCGGAUGACGGGGCUCAAGGUUGUGGAAGCUGGUGUUAAGGAGGCAGAGUAGCGGAGGUUGGUGUGAGGGGGAGAGAGAGAGAGCGAGAAAGGUUAGUGUUGGUGGAGACCGGGAAUAAAUUCCCACUGGGAGUGGUGCGUGGAGGGGGAGGAUUUUCGUUGCGCGGAUUGAGUUACGGGGAGGCGCCGUGGGGAACGAAGGAAUCUGAUUAGUGAUGGACAAAAAAUUGGUCUAUCCCGAGUUUAUAAUAUGCCUUGUUAUAUUUUAACCUGAUAUUUUCCAAUGUCUGCCGGCGCGCAUUUCGGCAGAAGGUAUGCUGCUAUUUUGGAUGGCGCAAGGCGCGAUCUCUGACUUUCGGGCAACUUUCGCAGGGCAUGUGCUCUGAGCCUUAUGGACAAUAGCGCCUGCGCUUGAGAAGCUGUGUUAGGUUGCCUGUGGAGCUCGUUUCGCUGGUUAUCGUACCAUGGAGCAUGAUGGGCAGAGCUAUGGAGCAUUAAACGUGUAUUUCGAUUCCGUGAUUGGUGUGGAAUUUUGCGGAGUUGAUUAAUAAUUGUUCAUACCUCAUUUUUAGUUGAGAUUGUGCGACUCCCAGAAUCGAAGACGUGGAAUUUGAAUCGUACGUGCGACCUUCUUACGGAUGAGACUCAGCUAUGGUUAAGUGGCGAGGUUGGUCGGGAUCGCACGGGAAGCGCACUCUUUGUCAGGCGGUGGUUGUGGAGACCAGGUCGUUAGAUUGUGUGAAAGCAGAAGGCGCCUAUUUUUGAAGUUCCAUGGGACGAUUAGAGCAUAGCUGCGUUUUGAAAGGGUUUGAAAUCGUAGCGUCUAGUCGGCGGAUCUAUCAAGUCGGAGAGAAAUUGUUUUGAAUGUUAGUCCUGUAGGGCAUUCUCAUGAGAGAGAGACGCAGGUGAGGUGGCGACGUCAGGGCAGUAUGAGAGCGUUCACAGGGUGGGUAGCUCCCUUGUUACUGCUACUGUUGCUCUCUUGCUCAAGUCUAUUGAGCUCCAGUAAUGCUUCCCUACGUCAAACUAAUGCUUCAGACCCCAAUCCUGGGUCGGUCGAGCAAGUAUCCAGAUUUUGUACCGUAGGAGACACUGAAAGUUGUGGGAUGGACUCGCAUACUUGCUCCUCCUAUCUGUUAACACACUGUACAGCAGGGCAUGGGCAGAGUUGUAGGGCUACUACGGAUGGGGAGGAUACCACGGAAGGGAUUGGCCUCGUGAGAACUGUUGGAGAAGUGAACGAUGAGUACAUUGUCAGAUUUAAGGAGUACCGGCACUCGUCAGAGUUUAAACUGGCUCUGGAGCAGAAACUUGAGCACAAUGAUAGGGCUUGGCAAUGGUUGGAGCGCAAUAACCCGGCAUCUGCUUUCCCCACAGAUUUUGCAUUGCUGAGGAUAAAAAGGUCGCAACAUGAGGAUGUGCUAGAAGCGCUCAAGAAAUUGGAGUUUGUGAAGGAUGUCUCUCCACAGAUGCGCUUCACCCGAUCCUUGACAUCUGAAAAGAGUGAAGAUGAGCACGAAGGAUCGGAAGUAGCGCAUGAACAAUUUAAACCGAAAGACAAAGAGGAAUUUCUAGAGAGCAAACCUCCAGGCCGCCUACACACAAAGCUCUCUUUUGAAAGUGGAAUUGAGGAUGUAGUGUCUCCUGUCUUUUCAAACGUAUCUCUUGAUCACGGCCGCAAGCUUCUUUUGCAGCGGUCACAAAUCACAUCCAUGUUCGAAGCAGAGAAGCUUUGGGCCAAAGGAUUCACUGGUGCAAACGUCAAGAUGGCUGUUUUCGACACAGGUGUUCGUGCUGAUCAUCCUCACUUCCGCAAUAUAAAGGAAAGAACAAAUUGGACCAACGAAGACACAUUGAAUGACAAUCUAGGUCAUGGCACUUUCGUUGCAGGGGUGAUUUCCAGCCAAGAUCCUCAGUGUCUUGGAUUUGCUCCUGAUGCUGAAAUCUACGCUUUCCGCGUAUUCACUGAUGCUCAGGUAUCAUACACCUCUUGGUUCUUGGAUGCAUUUAACUAUGCCAUAGCUACCAAAAUGAAUGUCCUCAAUUUAAGUAUUGGAGGACCUGAUUACUUGGAUCUACCUUUUGUUGAGAAGGUAUGGGAAAUGACUGCAAACAACAUCAUCAUGGUAUCAGCCAUAGGCAACGAUGGACCACUUUACGGCACACUGAAUAAUCCUGCUGAUCAGAGCGAUGUAAUUGGAGUUGGAGGCAUUGACUAUAGCGACCAUAUUGCCUCCUUUUCAUCACGAGGCAUGAGCACCUGGGAAAUCCCACAUGGGUAUGGUCGUAUAAAGCCGGACAUUGUAGCUUAUGGACGAGAGGUGAUAGGGUCAAAGAUAAGCACAGGCUGCAAGAGUUUGUCUGGAACGAGUGUGGCCAGUCCAGUAGUCGCUGGGGCAGUUUGUUUGCUUGCCAGUGUGGUUCCUGAACAGUAUCGGUGGAAUUUGCUCAAUCCUGCCAGCAUGAAACAGGCCCUGGUUGAGGGAGCGUCACGUCUGUCAGGACCCAAUAUGUUUGAGCAAGGAGCCGGCAGACUGAACCUGUUGAAAUCUUAUGAAAUCCUGGCAACUUACAAACCUCGCGUGAGCAUUCUACCAAGUUCCCUAGAUCUUACAGAUAGUCCUUAUGCAUGGCCUUUCUGGCGGCAGCCUCUCUAUGCAGGGGCUAUGCCUUUAAUUUUCAAUGCAACGAUUUUGAACGGUAUGGGCCCCGUGGGUUACAUAGAGUCUGCACCUAACUGGGUGCCCUCUGGAGAUUCAGGAAGGCUGCUGGACAUACGAUACACAUAUUCAGACGUGAUCUGGCCUUGGACUGGGUUUUUGGGAUUAUAUCUCAGAAUUAAACCUGAAGGUAACAAAUUUCAAGGAACAAUAGAAGGAAAAAUCACAUUUAGGGUAGUUUCUCCUCCCGCGAAGGGGGAAAGUAGCAAACGCAGAUGGGAUUGCGAAUUACCACUAAUAGUUUCUGUCAUCCCUACACCUCCCCGAGAAAAGCGUAUCUUGUGGGAUCAGUUCCACAGUGUACGGUACCCACCUGGUUACAUCCCUCGUGAUUCCCUGGAUGUGAGGAAUGACAUAUUGGAUUGGCAUGGGGACCAUUUGCAUACCAACUAUCAUGGCAUGUUUGAUGCCCUUCGUGAUGCCGGUUAUUACGUUGAGACCCUUGGUUCUCCUUUGACAUGCUUCGAUGCUACUCAGUAUGGGACAUUACUCAUGGUGGACCUGGAAGACGAAUAUUACACUGAGGAAAUCAAGAAAUUGCAAGAUGAUAUUCAAACGAAAGGGCUUGGGUUGAUUGUUUUUGCGGAUUGGUAUCAUGUAGAUACUAUGGUGAAAAUGAAGUUCUUUGAUGAUAAUACUCGAAGUUGGUGGACUCCUGCGACGGGUGGGGCUAAUAUUCCAGCUUUAAAUGACUUGCUUGCCCCCUACGGAAUUGCAUUUGGAGAUACAAUACUGAAUGGUGCUUAUUCCAUUGGAGGGGAAAGAGCACAUUAUGCCUCAGGCACAGAUCUCUUACGUUUUCCUACUGGAGGCUUUGUUCACCGAUUCCUUUUUCAAGACAGCUCCGGCGGUCGCUCUGGCAUAACCUCAUCACGCAGUUCUGUGCGAGCUCAGGUGGAAUCUCCAAUUUUGGGAGCAGUGGAUGCAGGAAAAGGACGCAUUGCCGUGUAUGGCGACUCCAAUUGUUUGGACAGUAGCCACAUGGUGAGCAACUGCUACUGGUUGCUGAAGAAGCUAUUAGAUUUUACAAGUUACAACAACCAAGAUCCUGUCAUUUUUCCUGCGACAAACGAGUUAGGCUCUCCCCUCGGCAGUAUUGACUCACCGUUACCUCAGCGGCGUAGUGAUGUGGAUUUUAGUGCUUACUCUCUUGUUUUAAAAAAUCCUCUGCGAUGUGGCUUAGAUUCCCCAGUUGCAGUGCAUGGCUCUAAAGGCUACAUUUCUGAUCAGUCUACUAGAACUAUUAAAAUCGUACCGGAACCUAAGAAUUUUGGCGGUGGGCAUCUACAGCCCGAUGAAUUCAACAACACAUCGCGAGAUAGUGCAUCUCCUUCCACAUAUAGACCAUUUACAAAGAGUUUUCCAACUGAUUCAAAUAGGCAUUCAAACACAACAGCUUCUAGAUCAGGUAGCGAGAGAGAUCGGAUGUUAGAACCUGGUGGUUUUAACGCCACAAUGGUAUCGAGUGAAUCAAUCCUUGAGAUUCGGACUGCCAAUGUUUCGAAUUGGAAAGCCCAGAACAAAACUCAAGUGGCGCUCGGUUGGUGGGGCCGGGAUGAGCUGGAUCUCACCACACAGGCAGCUGUUCAAUGGCUGGCCCCAAUUCUUCUAUGUAUAACAGGAUUCGUACUCAUAUUUGGCCUUUGGCGCGUAAGGCAAAGGAAACACAGGCGUGCACGAAAGGGAUCAACACGGUCCUUAAUAAAUUUGUGACAAAUUUAAGAAGAAACACGGGUGCCAGCUCUCUACAAAAAAAGCUGUGCAACAAUGAUGGCAGAAUUGGCGAGAGUUGUUUAUUAGAACGCGUGAAAGCUGGUCGUGAACACCUGGUGUACAUCAUGAUUCUGAUGAGAUGAUUGUACUAAGGAAUGAGCAAUAAAUCUAAGAGCAAGUAUUAUUGCACUUAUGAGCUCAAGGUGUCAUAGGUCUCCCAAGGAAGUGAGAUCGUGUCUGACCUCCAUGCUGUAAGAGGACACUACUCAACAAGGAUGCAAGAGCUUCAACGAAGUCAUGUACAGAUUCUGCCGUGGGGACGUAUUUCAGUGGUACCUGUCAGAACCUCCAAAAGACUUCAACUUCAUUCACAGGAAAUUGGUCAAUCAGCAAUUUGUUUGCAAUAACUACCGCAUUGUGAAAAUAUUCAUAUAUAUAUAUAUAUAUAUAUUGAGGAAGUACCUAGAUUUCCAUUUAGUGAAGAAAAACUCUAAUUUGGAAGCUUUGGUAUCAAGAGAUAGUAUAAACUAAGAAGAGAUUAUGAAAUGAA